AGAGCAAGCAAACAUGUGAAGGCAAAGGCUAAAGCGUGUCAGAUUAUGCUAUGUGGAACUGUGGAAUGUUCCAUAAAAAACCAAAUGCUUCCAUUUCUCCAUUUUUAUGCUUUCUUCUAUCAGCACUUAGUUUAACCCAUGAACAUGGCUCUUUCAACUUCUACAACACCAUUCAUAACUUCACAUAGCAAAUACACUGAUUACCCUUCUGCAUAUUUUCUCAGAAAUUCAGCAAAAACCUCCAUUAAUGGCUUCUUUCCUCUUUUCAAAACCCCCAUCACAAUCAAACCUUACCAUCGACCUUUACUUACUGUCUCUGCCAUUCCUAGCUCCAAAGAAGUUGGGUCAUUUCUUGAUAGUGAAACUAAUAUCUCUAUGCUGGAUAAAGCUCUGGUCUUUGAUUUGAAUGGAAAGGGAAUUCCCAUUAAUGAUUUGUGGAAAGAUAGGAAAGUUGUGGUUGCUUUUGCUCGCCAUUUUGGAUGUGUGUUUUGUCGUAAGCGGGCUGAUAUUCUUGCCUCGAAGAAGAGAUCCAGCUAUUGUAAUGCCAUUCGAGUAGUAAAACUAAAAUCCAGCAGGAGUGAAGUUUUUGGUAGAUUUUCAGUUUCAUCAACUCAGACCCGGACAAGGAAUUGGAACACUUGUAUUUGUUCGUGCAGAUGCGGCAUGUCUCAAACUGAUCUACAGCCUGCAGCUACGCCAUCACCUCCUGUGAAAAUUGUUAGCGUCUUUGGAAAUGGAAGCAUUAGUCCUCUUCAAUCUACCCCUUGGCAAGAUGUCCUUCUUCAUACUGCAGAAAGAUUGAAGUGGGUUGAUGAAGGAUUUGAAAUGCUUGUCUUUAAUGAUGAUGUCUGUCGAUCCAGUGAAAACCAAUACCUUGUAAAGGCACUUGAACAUGCUGAUAUACUGUUGGUUGUUGCUGUGACAAAACAAGAAUCAGUAGAGUGGAUUCAGAAUCAUACUCAAAACAUCCCAAAUGUUAUAAGUUUCGAGUCUUCUCCUGUAUUGGUGAAUAAACUAGGAGGAACCCCGGUUGGCAGUGGAACCAAAGAAAACCUGAUAGGCUUUUCAAAAUCUAAGGAAGCCAAUGAGAAAUCUGAAGUAGUGCAUACAGUUACUGAAGCUUGGGAUCGGCAUAAUUCAGACGACAUUAGAUUUGCCUUGUUGGUUGUCAUCAAUGCUUAUUUGAGACCAGUUCCCGUUUUAAAGAAUUUGAGAGCAAAGGGAUUUUCUACUCUCAGCUGUAUGGUGAAAAAUUGUGGGUCCCAGAUUCUGAAUUGCUUGUUGGAUCCUGCUUGUAGGAAAGCCCUUCAAUGCUUAAACAAGUGCAGUCCUGUGGAUCAAGUUUGCAACUAUCGCUGCAUUGCUUCAUAUGAAAGCCCUCAGCUUGAAGCAUUCUCUCUCUGUGUAUUACAAAAACAUAAUUGUUUACAACUCGAUGCCCAAAUUCCCGACAAGCCAUACGUAACUCCUAUGGAAAAGUUUCGUGGGUCUGAGUUGUGUCAUGAAACUGCUGAAGAUCUCUUUGUCGGUUGGUUAGGGACCAUGAAUUGGAGUUGGCGUGUCGUGGCAGGUCAAAAUCCUGCUUAUGAUCAAUUUCCUUGUCAGUAUCAACUCUUUUAUAGGGGAAAGGCCAAAGGUUCAUUUUGGUAUGAGCCGGUCUUUCAAGUCAAGACCUUGGACGAAAGAAUUGUAUGGAGAAGGAGAAGAUACAGGGUCAAAAGAGGUCCAAUUCCAGGCAAAUUCUUUUUCAGUGUUCUGGAUAAUGGUGUUGUAUCAAAUGAGUCCUGGACAAUUGUGGAUGUUGCUGAUAAUCUUAGCUGGGGAUUGUUUCAUUAUCAUGGAGCUGCUCGAGUUGCAGGACAAUCCUACACAGGUGCAGUUCUUGUAACUCCAGAUGGAAGUUACCCUUGUGAGGCAGAAGAACCUAGAUUAAAUAGUGCUCUUGAUAAAUGUGGUAUCAAGAAGUGGGAGUUAUUUACCGUAGAUAAUUGCUCUUGUCAUGAUGCACCGCUUGGCAUUCCUGACGGUUCAAGCUUGCAUUGCAAAAUAGAAGUCGAAGAACGGAAACCAGUUUGAUGUG
This is a messenger RNA of Amaranthus tricolor (Joseph's coat), 2080 nucleotides long. RefSeq lists its product as uncharacterized. The coding region runs from base 139 to 2076 and encodes 645 amino acids. NCBI's taxonomy places the organism in Eukaryota, Viridiplantae, Streptophyta, Magnoliopsida, Caryophyllales, Amaranthaceae. The record is from RefSeq and is a predicted model, not a curated record. Gene Ontology annotation, biological process: xanthophyll cycle. Gene Ontology annotation, molecular function: violaxanthin de-epoxidase activity. The transcript is spliced from 5 exons.